AAAAGGCACAAAAAAUUGGCCUAGAUUUCCAUAAUUUAUCUUGGUACUUUGAUCUAAGAAAGUUUGGUUAUGCUCCCAGUGCCGGCUUUGGUUUAGGCUUGGAAAGGCUACUAAUGUUCCUCGGUGCAGCAGAAAAUAUUCGGGAUGUAAUUCCUUUUCCUCGUUAUCCACAACAUUUAGAGGGUUAA
Messenger RNA from Funneliformis geosporum, 188 nucleotides. Lineage: Eukaryota; Fungi; Glomeromycota; Glomeromycetes; Glomerales; Glomeraceae. The record is from the annotation of a GenBank genome assembly.